GAGCUCGGGAGAAAAGCGGAGACGGGCAGACAUCAUUUCUCUUUCAGCGUCUUUGGAUUGUCCACACGAAGGCAAAGCGCCAACAAAUUAAAAAUCUUUUUUUUUUCUUAAAAGGAAUAUACUUAUCCAAAUUUAUACACAACUAGCCAUGGCCGACACAGCUGUUGACACGACCGCAACUGCAGAGGUUACAGCCAAGGAACUGAAAGAGAAGAAAGAAGCAGAAGUGGAGGAGGAGAAGAAGACCGGCAGCGGGGACGCACCUGCCAAUGGCACUAAUGGUGCUGAUCACAGUGACAAAGUGGAGACUGCAGAGGAGGAACAUAAGAAUGGAAAUGGGAAUGCAGAGGAGGCGCCCCCUGCUGAGGAGGCUGAAGCACAGCCUGUGAAGCGUGCAGCAGAAGGGAGGAGGAGAAAGUGGAGACAAAAAAGCAGAAGACAGAAGAAAAUGGAGAGUCAAAAGAGGCUGAAGUGGAGGCCUAGAUCUCUGCCCCGCUACAUGUUUGCAGCACUGUCUUAACCAGCCUGGUCAACAUCGUGUUCUAGAGCUUGUGCUUUCUUUGUCUUUGAGAGAUUUCUUUUUGUUUGCUCCCAUGUUAUCACAUUGCACUGGAGUCCUGAAACAUAGUGGCCCUGCCUCCUUUUUUAUGAAAUGUUAUUUAUUGGUCUUUCAAGUGAGCUUUUUUUCUACUUGUACAAAUUGGGCCACACCAAGAGACUUUUUUUUUCUUUUUUUUUGUUUUUCUUUUCUUUUCUUUUUUUUUUUGAGGUUUUAUAUCAGUAUGUUAGGAGCACAAUCUCUAUUAUGUCAGUGCUGACCAGAUGAUUCAUACAUACAGGCAGCUGCUCACCUCCAAGGCUCAUGUUGACCUUUCAGAUUCACUUAAGGACCAAAGAUAAGUUUUAAGCAGGGGCUAAUGGACAGUUGUUGGCAUUAUUAGUUGAGGCAUGAUUUUUGUGUUAAGCUGCUAGUUAAUCCUUGGCUUGGCUGCCCUGUUAUCAUAACAGAUGGUGCAAAUGAAUAAAGGGGCUCAGUCUUGUGCCUCCAUGAUAAGAUUGCUUGACCCUGUUUCACGCAGGCAUGAUUCUCCAAUGUUAAUUAACCCCUCUUAAAUCUUAAGGCUUUGGUCAUUUGUUCUGUAUGCAUUCCACGCAAGUUUGUACCAUUUAUACUUUUGUUUCUAGCGUUUUCAAUGACUUAUGUUAUGGCUGGGUAGCCCAGUUUUGUGUCCAAGACUGCCUUUUUCAGAACCAGAAUGACAUUCGGUUACUUCAGCCACUGCUUUGUAUAUUCUGAAACAAAUAAAUUGUCUUUUUACUUAA
This is a messenger RNA of Sphaeramia orbicularis (orbiculate cardinalfish), 1323 nucleotides long. Its product is annotated as prothymosin alpha-A. The transcript is spliced from 5 exons. Lineage: Eukaryota; Metazoa; Chordata; Actinopteri; Kurtiformes; Apogonidae. The record is from RefSeq and is a predicted model, not a curated record. The coding region runs from base 149 to 520 and encodes 123 amino acids.